Messenger RNA from Somion occarium, 2645 nucleotides. The record is from the annotation of a GenBank genome assembly. NCBI's taxonomy places the organism in Eukaryota, Fungi, Basidiomycota, Agaricomycetes, Polyporales, Cerrenaceae.
GGUCAACGGGGAAAAUAAACGAAUUCUCUUGCAAGUUCGCGACCUAUUAUUCACUGCACUUUGCUUCCAUGACUUUGAUUUUCCUGUAUGCCUGUCUAGUUAAUCAUUCUUUGGAUCUAAUAUACACCAAUCGUUUACACCAAAGCUCUUUUCUAUGGCCAAAAUCUCCGCCCUAAAGAACUCCACCCGCUUUCCAAGCAAUCAGAAGCAUGGAUCUCCACAUAGCUUCAAAAAACGUAGGCCCUCUUGGGUCGAUGUAGACGAGCAUCCACAUAAACGCAAAGAGAAUACACCCUUGUGUUCGAGCUCCCAUCAAGGGAAGAAGAAAGCCAGGAGAACAGAAGCUGCCGGUUCUCCAAGUAAAAUACCCAAAAGUCCGACAAUCCAGGAACAACGUGACCAGCUACCGAUAGCGCAGGGUAAGGACGCACUGGUGCGGGAAAUCCAAGAGAAUGAUGUGACCGUUCUAGUUGGAGAGACAGGCUCUGGGAAAACUACUCGUGCAGGUCCCUCAGUAUCUGCUUGAAGCCGGUAUAGCCGGAAAGGGCAUGAUAGCCGUUACUCAGCCUCGCAAAGUCGCAGCAACAUCUCUGGCCUCGAGGGUCGCACAGGAGCAGAAUGUUUCUGUCGGCGGCCUGGUCGGUUACUCUGUUCGAUUUGAUGAAGCAUCCUCCUCAUCUACUCGUAUUAAAUACGUGACGGAUGGUAUGCUCAUCCGGGAGCUAUUAUCCGAUCCAUUGCUCUCUCGCUAUAGCGUCGUCGUGAUCGAUGAGGCGCACGAGCGAACGUUACGAACAGAUCUUCUUCUCGCCAACCUCAAGACCAUUCAGAAAACUCGCAAUGGUUAUACAACAAGAGGGAAGAAAGGGAAAGAGCCCGCCUCGAAGCAGAAUCCGCUGAAGAUCGUAAUCAUGAGUGCCACAUUGGAUGCGGAGAAGUUCAGCAAGUUCUAUGGAAAUGCAAAAAUACUCUAUGUACAAGGUCGUCAACAUCCGGUCACGAUAUACCACACUGCUGCGAGUCAACCAGACUACGUCGACUCUGCCUUGCGGACAUUCUUCCAGAUACACACCGAUAGGCCACCAGGUGACGUCCUCAUCUUCCUACCAGGCCAAGAGGAUAUCGAGAAUUUGGAGAAAUCUAUCAAGCUAUAUGCGGACCGUCUUCCCAAAGAAACAGCUGGAGUUGCAGUAUACCCUAUGUACGCAGCUUUGCCUGCACACCAGCAACAAGCCAUAUUUUCGCCUCCGCCACAAGGGAUGCGAAAGUGCAUAUUGGCCACGAACAUCGCGGAGACAUCUAUCACUAUACCCGGGAUCAAGUAUGUCGUUGACACGGGGAAAUGCAAGGAGAAACGAUAUAUCUCUAGAGAUACCGGAUCUGGUUUUGAUACCCUAUUAACGAGAGAUAUCACUAAGUCCUCUGCGUUGCAACGCGCUGGUCGUGCCGGGAGAGAGGGCCCUGGCUUCUGUUUCCGGUUAUAUACAGAAGAUGCCUUCCAGGCCAUGCCACUGUCGGCUGAGCCCGAGAUUCUUCGGUGUACGCUUACCUCAAGUAUCCUUCAGCUAAAAUGUCUGGGUCAAGAUUUGGAGACUCUUGAUUUCAUGGAUAAGCCAGACGCAGAGUCCAUCGCAUCAGCGCUGGCUACACUGUACCUCUUAGGUGCCAUCGACGACAGCAAAACGCUUACAAAGCUCGGCCGUAAUAUGGCUUUCCUUCCUCUUGAAUCUCCCCUCGCCCGCAGUCUGAUGGCUUCAGUCGAACUGGCAUGUACACUGGAGGUCCUCGAUAUCAUCUCCGUCCUAUCCGCCUCAUCCAAACUUUUCGUCGACAAUACGGAUAAUCGAGAAAUGGCAGUUGAAGCUCGUCGGAAGUUCCGACAUCCAAGCGGGGAUCAUUUGACAGUCUUGAAUAUUGUCAAGUCGUAUGAGGAGAUGAGCGAGAGUCAGGGUAAGAGUGGAAGGAGGGAGUGGUGUAGGAAGCAGCUGUUGAAUGAGAGGUGUCUUAUUGAGGCGUUGGAGAUUAGAGCACAGUUGAGAGGGUCUUGCGAGCGGUUGGGGAUCGAUUGGCACGUUAGCUGUGGUGAGGCGGAGCAGCCGGUGUUGAGGAGCCUGCUUCGUGGGUUGGUGCACCAGGCAGCGUUCUUGCAGCCUGACGGAUCAUAUAAGCAGAUCAUGGGACCUUCGACCGUCAAGAUUCACCCUGGGUCGUCGCUCUGCGAUAAAAAAGUCCCCGCCAUCAUUUAUGACGAAUUGAUUUAUACGACUAACAUAUAUGCCCGAGGUGUUUCUUCUGUGCCACGAAGUUUCAUUGCGGAAGUAUCUGUCCUCAAUCGACGACGAUCCGGGUAAUCCUUGGGGUGUUCAUUGGAGGCGAUCCAGAUCGCGGAUUCAUUCUUGAAUCCAAGAUUCCAACCUCGGCCAUCGCAGCAUGGAUCGCGUACUCCUCUAGUAAUAAUGUUUAAUUCUGCUUUGAAGAGUACGUUACGAGUAUCAGUUUACGAUUGAAAUGCAUGCACAUAUAACAAUACAUUUUUGGACAACGAUCAUUGCGACUCGAUUCAGGCUCGACUACAUGUGUGGAUAAUGUAUAUAUACAUCGUAUAUCGCAACAUCACGGUACAACUCAUGCAAACUUUGGAAGCU